This is a messenger RNA of Chanos chanos (milkfish), 1437 nucleotides long. It is a transcript of the gene pcmtd2b, whose product is annotated as protein-L-isoaspartate (D-aspartate) O-methyltransferase domain containing 2b. Gene Ontology annotation, molecular function: protein-L-isoaspartate (D-aspartate) O-methyltransferase activity. Bases 103 to 1290 code for a protein of 395 amino acids. The record is from RefSeq and is a predicted model, not a curated record. Gene Ontology annotation, cellular component: cytoplasm. Gene Ontology annotation, biological process: protein modification process. Lineage: Eukaryota; Metazoa; Chordata; Actinopteri; Gonorynchiformes; Chanidae. The transcript is spliced from 6 exons.
AAACAACUGGCAAAGACCAUAUUGAAACGAACCCCUUCCUGAUCCAGAUCCAGACCCAGACCCGUCAGGUCCACCCUCUGUCUGAAACUCUCUCCUGUCACGAUGGGAGGAGCAGUGAGCGCCGGAGAGGACAACGAUGAGCUGAUCGACAACCUGAAGGAGGCCCAUUAUAUCCGCUCUGACUUAGUGGAGCGGGCUUUCAGAGCCAUCGACCGUGCCGACUACUACCUUGAGGAAUACCGUGACAACGCCUACAAGGACCUGGCGUGGAGACAUGGGAAUCUCCACCUGUCUGCUCCCUGCAUCUAUUCGGAGGUGAUGGAGGCCCUGGAUCUGCGACCCGGCCUGUCCUUCCUGAACCUGGGCAGUGGUACAGGCUAUCUCAGCACCAUGGUUGGCCUGAUACUGGGUCCUUUUGGUGUCAAUCACGGGGUGGAGUUGCAUGCAGAUGUGAUUGAAUAUGCCAAACAGAAACUUCACCAUUUCAUCAAAACCAGCGAAAGCUUUGACAAGUUUGAGUUCUGUGAGCCCUCUUUUGUUGAGGGGAACUGCCUGGAGAUUCCACCAGACAGCAGACAAUAUGACAGAGUGUACUGUGGAGCAGGGGUACAGAAAGAGUAUGAAAACUACAUGAAGAACCUGCUUAAAGUUGGAGGUAUCCUGGUGCUACCACUGGAGGAGAAGCUGACCAAGAUCACCCGCACAGGACAAAGCACCUGGGAAACCAAAAAAAUCAUUGCUGUCACUUUUGCUCCUCUCGUUCAACCCAAACAUAACAUUAACGGCAGACUCCGACCUGUGCCACUACCAAAGUUUGAGGUGCGGACGCUUCAGGAUCUGGCCCGAAUUUGCAUCCGUCACACACUGAGGCAGCCCACAGUCCUGAAUGAGGGGCGGGGUAAGAGACGGCUGUCUUUCCCAGGAGCCCGAGCCAUGCAUCGGUACGGCCCCCGCUUCGAGCGACGGCGUCUCUGCCGACGCCUGUACCGCCAGCGCGUCGACUCUGUGGUCCUCCACGACUCUAUGAUCCCAGUGCCCAUGGAUGACAACAACAACCAAGGAAUGACCGAGGAAGAGGAGGAGGAGGAAGAGGAAAGGAGGUGCAGAAGAAGAAGGGAGGAACAGCUGGAUGAGGAGGAGGACGAGGGUGUCCAAGGAGAGGAAGACGAGAGAGGGAAGGGCGAUACUACGUGGGCGGAGCCAACUGUUAACAUUUUGAGGGAGAGGAUCCUGGGACUCCCUCUACCAGAGCCUCUGAAGCUGUACCUGCUGUAUUAUCGAGAGAAAUGAGACAUGUAGCAGAGCAUCAGUCUAGUGCUUAAGCUACUAGAAACCCAGAGAAGCCUUUUGUUUCUCCUGCACAUCUGACGUGACUGUACGUGCGGCAAAAUUGGGUCUCUGAUUUAGGGACUGCUCCCAAUCUGUUGAAUACCUUUC